Messenger RNA from Trifolium pratense (red clover), 2064 nucleotides. RefSeq lists its product as uncharacterized. Lineage: Eukaryota; Viridiplantae; Streptophyta; Magnoliopsida; Fabales; Fabaceae. The transcript has 3 exons. Bases 1 to 2064 code for a protein of 687 amino acids. The record is from RefSeq and is a predicted model, not a curated record.
AUGAAAGUUCGAAAUGAUAUGAAUGGUAUAAAUGCUACGUUCAUUGCUCUGAUCCCCAAAACGGAUAGCCCUCAACGGUUGAACGAUUUUCGGCCUAUUUCGCUUGUGGGAUGCCUUUAUAAAAUUUUGGCGAAGGUUUUAGCUAAUAGGUUGCGGCAAGUGAUUGGAAGUGUAAUAUCUGAGUCCCAGACUGCGUUUGUGAAGAAUAGACAAAUUCUUGAUGGUAUCCUAAUUGCAAACGAGAUAGUUGAUGAGGCGCGUAAGUAUAAAAAGGACCUUAUGUUAUUCAAGGUGGAUUUUGAGAAAGCUUAUGAUUCGGUGGAUUGGGGGUACCUUGACGACGUCAUGGGGAGAAUGUCGUUUCCAACGUUGUGGAGAAAGUGGAUUAGGGAGUGUGUUUGUACGGCUACAGCUUCUGUGUUAGUUAAUGGUAGUCCGACCGAUGAAUUUUCUCUUCGUCGAGGUCUUCGACAGGGUGAUCCGCUCUCUCCUUUCCUUUUUCUUUUGGCGGCAGAGGGUCUCAAUGUGCUUAUGGAAGCAAUGGUAGCGCGUAAUUUGUUUACGGGAUAUAGUAUUGGUGGACAGGAGUCGAUUAGGGUGUCUCAUCUUCAGUUCGCUGAUGAUACUCUCUUGUUGGGGGUUAGAAGUUGGGCAAAUGUUAGGGCUCUUCGGGCUGUUUUAGUGCUGUUUGAGACUAUGUCGGGGUUGAAAGUCAAUUUUAAUAAGAGCUUAUUGGUUGGCGUUAAUAUUUCUGAUUCUUGGUUAAGGGAAGCUGCGUCUGUCCUGUGUUGUAAAGUGGGAAAGAUUCCUUUCCUUUACCUGGGUCUUCAGAUUGGGGGGGAUCCGCGGCGUUUGAUGUUUUGGGAACCGGUGUUGUCUCGCAUAAAGAAUAGAUUGUCUGGGUGGAAAAGUCGCUUCUUGUCGUUUGGUGGUCGUCUGGAGUCUGGAGGUUUGGGGGUUAGACAGUUGCGCGAGUUCAACCUUGCGUUGUUGGGAAAGUGGUGUUGGAGGAUGUUGGUGGACAGAGAGGGCCUGUGGUUUAGAGUUUUGGCAGCUCGGUAUGGGUUUGAGGAGGGUAGACUUUGUGAGGGUGGUCAGCGAGGUUCGGUGUGGUGGAGGGAGAUAGCGCGUAUUAGAGAGGGUGAGGGUGAGUUAGGUGGUAGGUGGUUUAGGGAGCAUGUUGUGAAGAGGGUGGGGGAUGGCUCAGAUACUCUUUUCUGGACCGAUCCUUGGCUGGAUGAGAUCUCGUUGAGGGAGCGGUUUGGUCGCCUUUUUGCGUUGGCUGAGACCAAAUCGUGCUCAGUCGCGGAGAUGUUUGCUUUAGGGUGGGGGACAGAUGGAGAGGCGUGGGUGUGGCGGAGGAGGUUGAGGGCGUGGGAGGAGGAGUUGUUGAGGGAGUGUCAACUUUUCCUUCUUGACAUUUCUUUGCAGGAUCAGACUUCGGACAGGUGGCAGUGGAGCCCAGAUCCUGACACAGGUUAUACUGUUGCGGGAGGUUAUCAGAUCUUGACUCAUCAGGCUUCAGUUGCUUUACAUGAUGCGGAAAACCUUAUAUGGCACCCUCAGGUCCCGUUGAAGGUUUCCAUUUUUGCGUGGCGUUUAUUGCGGGAUAGGCUGCCCACGAGAGCCAACCUAGUCAGUCGUGGUGUUUUGUCUUCUACCGCUGAUGCUUGUGUUUUUGGCUGUGGAGUGACUGAGUCGGCCCAUCAUUUAUUUUUAUCUUGUAGCACUGUUGGCUCUUUAUGGGAUUUGGUCCGUGCGUGGGUUGGCAUUUCACCGAUGGAUUUUACUACUUUGCGCGAUCAUUUUGUCCAGUUCACAGUUUCCGCAGGUGCAUCUCGAGCUCGACGGUCUUUUCUGCAGCUUCUUUGGCUAGUUUGUGUUUGGGUGAUAUGGACAGAGAGAAAUCAUCGUUUGUUCAAGGGCUCAACAGACACACCUCAUCUCUUGUUGGAUAAGAUCAAGCUAUUCUCCUUUAGGUGGUUGAAGUCGACGAGCAUUACGUUAGCUUCGAACUACCAUAGCUGGUGGUCUGAUCCAUUGUUGUGUUUGGGUCUUGUAUGA